AUGAAGGCCGCUGUGAAAGAGGACCUCUGUGAAAGUCAGGGUGGUGAAAGGUGUGUUGAGAGCAGAUGCUCAGAUCAGAUCUUCAGCACCGCGGACUGUGCCGCGACGGCGGAGGGCAUCAGCGCUUGCCCCGGAACACAGGUUUGCCAGAACAAGUCCACCACAGGCACAACACUUCAGCUGCCUUGCCGACACGGGAACGGCGCAGUAUCGCUGCUGUUGUCCUCCCUGUGCUUGAUGCGUUCGCAAGAUUGCACAGAGGAUGAGGAUGUGGAAAAGAUGAGAGCCAUUCAGAUCCUCUGCCUGGCGCUUGUGCAGAGCUCCUAUGCUGGCCCAUUGGAUUGCGCGGAUGAGUCGGAUCCUCUGGUCAAGACCUGCUGUAGUGCGCAGAGUGCGUGGUCUUCCAUGGAAGCGGCCGGUGGAUGUGGCGGUUCGGGCGCCACGGCCGAGCAGUGCUCCCAGGCCGCCGAGCUCUGCGAGCGCUGCCGCACCGCGGUGGAAGGCCACCGGGACGCGCCCGCGGAUGGCGUCAGCUUGGAGCAGAAGCUCGGGUCCACGGGGGUGGAGGCGGAGGCAGAUGGGACGGAUGCGGAUGGAACCAGCGAAUUCUUGGUUGGUCAAUCCCUGCAGAGAGGAUUCAUUCCACAGGUGGACACGGGGGGCAGGAAGUUUUCCACCCUGGACAUUAGCUUAUUGGAGAUGACCUGCCUCUUGCCCGAGGUAGUGGCCUGUGGUGCGGUGACCGGCCUUGGCUUCCUGGCCUUGUCGGGUGCCGGGCUUCUGCUGCUGCUGCUGGCGGCCGGAGGCCUAGCGCUGCUGGACCAGCGGACGGUGGCACCGGCAGCCCUCGCAAAGGCGCCGAACGGGACGCCGGCCACGCAUUUGGGGCAGCUGCCCCGCCUUCGCUGCAGAUGCUCUGCGGCUGGCCGCUGCGAUGCCCAGUUCUGUAGCGGCCCCCAGCGUAGGAGCUGUGGUGGCCGCCCUGGGACGCGUCUUCCUCCUGAUCUCCACGCUCGCGCUCUUCGCUCGAGUGGCACUGAUUGUGUGCUAUUUGCUGCUUUUGCCCAGGCAACAUGA
Messenger RNA from Durusdinium trenchii, 1077 nucleotides. The record is from the annotation of a GenBank genome assembly. Lineage: Eukaryota; Dinophyceae; Suessiales; Symbiodiniaceae.